Dictyostelium purpureum is the source of this 1997-nucleotide messenger RNA. RefSeq lists its product as uncharacterized. The transcript has 5 exons. The record is from RefSeq and is a predicted model, not a curated record. Gene Ontology annotation, biological process: protein localization to membrane. Bases 47 to 1960 code for a protein of 637 amino acids. Lineage: Eukaryota; Evosea; Eumycetozoa; Dictyosteliales; Dictyosteliaceae. Gene Ontology annotation, cellular component: membrane.
AAAGCCUAUAUAUUUCAUACCACAUAGAUAUAUAUACACUUAUAAAAUGAUAACAAGUAAAAAAAUUUUAUUUUUAUUUUUAAUAUUAUUUUUUAUAAAUGGAGUUGUUGUCGAUUCUAGAAUCGUUUCAAAAAAACAACCAACUGUGUAUGUAACUAAAGAUAAAAUACCAAUAUAUAUGAAUAGUUAUAGAUUGGAUUUAUCAAUUUACGAUUAUUAUAAAUUACCAUUUUUAAAACCUGAAGGUGAUAUAACCUAUAAACAAUCAUUUUUCGAAAAACUUUCAGGUGAUUUAAAAUCAUCAUCAAUAUAUCAAAUUGAAUUUAAUUUAAAAAAGAAUUAUGAAGUGGGUAGUGCAAAUUUUACAAAAGAUAAUAUAAAAGAAUUAAAAAAAUUAAUUGAUAAAGAAUAUAGAAUUCAUUUUUUUGUUGACGAUUUACCAAUUGGUGAAUAUUUUGUUGACAAUAGUUUAGUAACAGGUAGCGAAAAUUUAUCAUCAUCAGAAUCAAGUGCAAAUGAAACUACAAUUAAUUAUGACAAUACAGAAAAAAACCAUAUUUUAUUAGGUUAUCCAAUUGGUUUCAAAGUUGAUGAUAGAUAUUUUAUUAAUAAUUAUUUAUCUUUUAGGAUAAAUAUUUCAAAAGUUUCAGAUUUAAAGGAUGAAAUGGAAGCAAAGAGUGGUUCAAAAGAGGCUUAUACAGAAUAUAUUAUUCAAUCAGUUUAUAUUGAACCAUACAGCGUUAAUAAAACUGAUGCAUUCGAAUUGGAUGAGGAUAAAGUUGAUAGCUAUUCUGGAAUAUUAAAAACACCAUUCUCAUAUGCAGUCCAUUUCAAUACAGUAAAAGGAAGAGUGGAUCAACGUUGGUCAUUAUACUAUGUAGAAUCUCCAUCAGAUACACCCAUCUCCAUUUUAAGUGUAGUGGUUGUAUUGGCUUUCAGUUCGAUUAUAGUACUCAUAUUUUUAAAUAUUUUUAGAGCUAAAACCUAUCAAACUUUAGGUUUUGAAGAUGGUGGUUGGAAGUCAAUUUAUGCCGAUGUAUUUAGAUCUCCACAUAACUUUAUGACAUUUUCUAUUAUCGUUGGUUUUGGUGCACAAAUUGCUGUAACCAUUUUCAUUUUAAUGGUUUUUUCAGUUGCUGGUUUAUUAAGUAUUGCAAAUCCUGGUGGUUUAGCUACUGCAUCUAUGGUAGUCUUUGCUUUUUCAGCUUUAUUCAAUGGUUACUCAUCAAUGAGAGUUUAUAUAAUGUUGGGUGGUACUAGAAAAUUAUACAAUAGUGUUGUUACAAUUACAUUAAUACCAUUAAUCGUUUUAGUUUUAAUAUUUAUUGGAUAUUUCCAAAUUUGGGGUAAUGGUUUUGUAUAUGCACCAACAGCAGGUUCUGUAUUCUUUGUAUUGGCAAUGUGGAUAUUGGUAUCGAUGCCAUGUUCAUUGAUUAGCUCAUAUUUUGUUAAAACAUGGCCACCACCAGGAUACCCAGUUAGAACUAAUCCAAUUCCUCGUUUCAUUCCACAACAAAAAUGGUACCAAAAUCCAUAUUUACAUAUGUUAUUGGGUGGUGCCAUUACAUUUUCAAUUAUUUAUACAGAGUUAUACUAUUUCUUAACAAGUUUUGUUUUGGGUGAACAUUACGAAUACUCUACAAGUUUUUCAAUUACCUUUAUAUCAAUGGUUGUUUUAAUUUUAGAAUUAAAUAUGAUUUUAGAAUAUUAUCAAUUAUCAAUAGAAAAUUAUAAUUGGUGGUGGAGAUCAUUAGUAAGACCAGCUACAACUGGUUUAUACACAUUUAUUUAUUGCAUUUAUUUUGGUGCUUCUAAUAUUGGUUCAAGUGGUGCUGGUUUUUAUUAUUUUAUAUUUAGUCUUGUAUUUUCAAUUUUAAUGUCAUUGUUUUGCUCAUCAAUUGGUUUUAUUGGUAACCUUUGGUUUAUGAAAAAAAUUUAUUCAACAUUACAUUUUGACUAAAACAAACAAACAAAUAAAUAAAAUAUUUAAUUUAAAA